This is a messenger RNA of Trichoderma citrinoviride, 792 nucleotides long. RefSeq names its product SH3-domain-containing protein. Gene Ontology annotation, biological process: protein transport to vacuole involved in ubiquitin-dependent protein catabolic process via the multivesicular body sorting pathway. The transcript has 2 exons. The coding region runs from base 1 to 792 and encodes 263 amino acids. Gene Ontology annotation, cellular component: ESCRT-0 complex. Gene Ontology annotation, molecular function: protein binding. The record is from RefSeq and is a predicted model, not a curated record. NCBI's taxonomy places the organism in Eukaryota, Fungi, Ascomycota, Sordariomycetes, Hypocreales, Hypocreaceae.
AUGGACCGCCAGACGAUCAUGGAGACCAACCGGUCUCUUCGAACCAUUAAGAAUGAGCUUGAGAGCCUCCUCGAAAAGGGCGUCAUCGAUGAAGCUGCCUUCGACACGAUCCACGCCGCUCUUCCCGCCGAAACGCCCCUUCGCGGAGCUGCGCCCGGCAGCGCGGCUCGUUCUGCCACCCAGACCCCCGCUCAAACGGCCGCGGCUGCGACGCCUCCUGUCCAGGCCUUCCAGAACCUCAACGUCAACGCUGCCUCCCCUGCGCCGCCCUCGUACGAAGACACUCCUGCCCCCAUCCUGCCCACGCGUACGCCCGCUGGAAGGCCUGUCCUGGCCCAUGCCCGGGCCUUGUACCGCUACGAGGCCAGCGAUGGUCGCGACCUGAGCCUGGAAAAGGACGACAAGGUCGACGUGUACGAGUACAUGAACCAGGACUGGUGGAUGGGCCGCAACCACCGCACCGGCCUGGAGGGCAUCUUCCCCCAAAACUACGUCUUCGUCGAACAGCAGGAGAAGGCUCCUGCUCCCGCUCCCGCCCCUGUGGCUUAUCCCCAGCAGCCGACGUACGGUUAUCCCGCCCAGUCUCAGGGAACGCCGGCCCAGCAGAACCCGUACAAUGCCAGCGUUCCUCCUAUGGCGAUAGCAGAGGGCGGCCAGCCGAAUCAGCCAGGCGGUGCGGGCAAUGGCAAGGUUGGCGAGUAUGGAAAGAAGUUUGGUAAGAAGCUUGGUAACGCCGCCAUUUUCGGUGCGGGUGCCUCGAUUGGUAGCAACAUCGUCAACAGCAUCUUCUAA